Messenger RNA from Acanthisitta chloris (rifleman), 1968 nucleotides. RefSeq names its product coiled-coil domain containing 174 (gene CCDC174). The record is from RefSeq and is a predicted model, not a curated record. Gene Ontology annotation, cellular component: nucleus. Lineage: Eukaryota; Metazoa; Chordata; Aves; Passeriformes; Acanthisittidae. The annotation marks the transcript as partial. The transcript is spliced from 10 exons.
CUGGUGGAUCUUAAGGCUGAACUCUUCCGCAAGCAAGAAGAAUUCAAGAAAGAAAAGCUGCUGAAAGAUGCUGGCAUCUUUCCACAGCCCAGAACCUCUAAUAAGAAACCAAGUAUCUGGACUAAACAGAACACUGGAGUUGCAAAUCGAGCUGCAAAGGAUGUUGAGCAGAAGACAGAAGAUCAGGAUGUGUUAGAUCAAUCAAGGAAGAAACUAGAAGAGAAAGCAAAGCUGUAUGAGAAAAUGACAAAAGGAGACUUCCCAGAUGAAGAAACUGAGGAUUUGUACCUGGUGGAUUUCACUCAGAAGAUCAUAGACAAACGACAUGAAGUGCAGGAGCUGCAUCAGAGUGAAGCUGCUGGAAAGACUUCAGAAAGAGACACAGAUGAUGAGGAAACUCAACCUGACGCAGACAUACCACCCCCUGAGGACCCAGAUGAAGAAUGGGUUGAUUAUGUUGAUUUCUUGGGCCGAUCUAGAUGCUGUAUGAAGAAGGAUUUGCCAAGUCUACUUAAAAUGGACCAGGAACUUCAAGGAAAAAGACAAGAUCUUGAUGGGAAUACACUGUUAUCUGAGGACAUGAGAAGAGAACUUCAGAGGCAACAAUGGGAAAAGGAAGAAGAAGAAGCCCUCAGAAAACCCAUGGGACCCAUACAUUAUGAGGACAUUCGAGAAAAUGAGGCCAGGCAGCUUGGGGUUGGCUACUUUGCCUUUUCUCGUGACCAAGAACUUAGGCAUAAACAACGAGCAACGCUGGAUAUGCUGCGGGAGCAGACACUUGAUCAGAGAACUAAACGUGAACAGCUGAAGGAGAAGAGGAAGGCAGCCCUGGAUGCAAGGCUGUCCAAACUGCGAGCACGGAAGGUUAAAAAGUUAAGGGAGGCUGGAUUAGAGGAAGAGGCAGAAAAACUGGAGAAUGGCGAGCUGAAAAGUGCUGCCGAGGAACCAGAACCUCCAAGAGCUACUGCAGCAAGCAGAAAGGUCGAGGUUGUCAUCCAGGAGAGAAGAGAUACAAAGCCUGGUGUGCCUUAUGUCCGAGAGUGGGAUAAAGGCAAAGAACUGAUGUUUGGACUAUGGGAAAAGAAACAGGAAGAACUUAGAGAUGAGCGAGAUCCAGAAUUUGCACCACCCUCUGAUUACUAUUUGGGACAAAAGAAAGAUGAUAGUUACAGAAGUUGGAAUUUGAGCAGUCCUGAAACCUCCUCUGAAAAACUGGAAACGGAGAGAGCACAGAACCAACAGAUGCCAUCAGCACAGGGCAAUGGCAGCAGUGCUGGAGAUGUGCCCCCAUCAGCACAGGCUUCCAACAGCAAAGCUCAGGAUAAUCCAGGGUCAGCAGAGACUGGUGGCCGUGACACCCAGGGGGUGUCGUCAUCAGGGGAGGAUGACAGCAGUGAUGAGGACAUGCUGCCACCAGCACAGCCUUAUGGCUAUGGACCCCGAGGUGUGCCCCCACCUGUGUGCCCGUACGGAUACGGUGCCAGAGCUGUGCCACCACCCAUGCAGGGUUACGGCUACGGUGCCCACGGAGGAACCUUCCCAGUGCAGCCUUACGGCUACGGAGCACCAGGGGUGGGACCACCGAUGCACAGUUACGGCUACGGCGCCCAUGAGGUGCCCUUUUCCAUGCAGCCUUAUGGCUAUGGCACCCAGGAUGUGCCACCAGGAAUACACACCUGUGGCUGCAGCACUCAGGAUGUGCCACCUGGAAUACACACCUGUAGCUGCAGUGCCCAGGAUGUGCCACCAGGAAUACACACCUGUGGCUGCAGCACUCAGGAUGUGCCACCUGGAAUACACACCUGUGGCAGCAGCAGUGCCCAAGAUGUGCCACCACCAGGAACCCAGGCCAGUGGCACCCAGGAUGUGGCACCUGCAGUGCAGACUGACAGCAGUGACACUGCACAUCAGGAACCACUCUACCAAAGCUUAGAUGAUAUGUUGUCCUAUUACAGACAAGUGACUUGA